This is a messenger RNA of Aspergillus oryzae RIB40, 1152 nucleotides long. RefSeq lists its product as uncharacterized. Bases 1 to 1152 code for a protein of 383 amino acids. NCBI's taxonomy places the organism in Eukaryota, Fungi, Ascomycota, Eurotiomycetes, Eurotiales, Aspergillaceae. The record is from RefSeq and is a predicted model, not a curated record. The transcript has a single exon.
AUGGAAUAUGUCAGUGAUGAUUUCACCACCCUGCGAUCGGCAGUCUUGGUGAACAAGUCCUGGGCUGCGGAAGCUAUCAGUGUCCUUUGGCAGAAGCCGCCGGUGGCAGCCUUGGCCUCGUGUUCAGAUGACCACCGCCAAUUCUACGCGCGUCAGGUCCGUGAGCUAGAUUUUGGGGGUCAACAGGACGGAGAACAACAUUCACGUUUUCGUACUCUAGAGUUCCCAAGGCUUAAGUGUCUGACGAUCGACUUAUAUAGCCCGAGAGAUGGAGAAAAGCUAUGGCUUGGUCAAUACAUACAGCCGAGCUUGGAGGAAUUCAGGUUUUAUGGAGCUGAGCCGGCUGAAGACUUGCUUGACCUAAUGGAAACUCGUUGCCCACGAUUGCAGAGCAUUCUGAUCGAUUAUGCAUUCGAGGGAAUAAGCACCGAACGCUUAAUAAAGUUCUUUGGCUGUUUCAGAUCUCUGAGAUCAAUAUGUCUUCCGUCUUGUAUGGACGACUUCGUCGACGACCAGAUGCUUACCUACCUUGCCCGUCGUCAUGGCCUUGAAGAUCUGGAAUUGGGACGGACUAUCACAUACGAGAUGAUUGAGAAGGCCUUUGAGGGAGCAGAGGCCCCGUUCAGGUCCAUCCGACGCCUCACAGUUCAAAUGAAGUCGAAAGCGGUUGAACCACUCACUGCAGCAGUAAAAUCUGCUACCAGUCUUCUUCUUACCGUUGAAGAUAACGAGUUGAGCCCUUUGCCACCGAUCAGGUCACUUAUAAACCUCACUGAACUAGAGAUCGUAUUUUGCCAGGAGGCAAUUUGGCCGGCCACAGACUUACUUACACUCAGAGGAUUGAGGAAUUUACGCAGACUGUGUAUCUAUUCAAUAGAGGGGCCACCAGCCUUCCCCACAUUGACAGAUCAAGAGUUCAUCCAGCUUUUUGAAAGAAUGGGUCAACUUCAGGAUUUGAUAUUCCAAGUCCAGUGCAACUUGUCAACAGUAGCGAUAACUUCACUAGGAACGCAUUGUCGCCAACUGGAAUCCUGUGAGAUAUUUGGUUCAUAUGACUUGCACGGCUGGUCAACCAUCGAACGACCGCUCUUCCCACAGCUACGACGUCUUGACCUUGGUGCAACAGUGACCAGAGAACAAGAAUCACAGUAA